Messenger RNA from Glycine soja, 2278 nucleotides. Its product is annotated as receptor-like serine/threonine-protein kinase At4g25390. Gene Ontology annotation, biological process: protein phosphorylation. Lineage: Eukaryota; Viridiplantae; Streptophyta; Magnoliopsida; Fabales; Fabaceae. The record is from RefSeq and is a predicted model, not a curated record. Gene Ontology annotation, molecular function: protein kinase activity; ATP binding. Bases 242 to 1939 code for a protein of 565 amino acids. The transcript has 2 exons.
CGCGUGUCACGUCCCUAUCCCAAUCAAAAGAACCCCAACAAAUCAAAGUAAGAAACGGUCUGGUCACAAGUACACACUAACAUCACACCCAAAAAACAACCCCAACACAUUUCACAUUUCACAUUUCACAUUUCACAAACGCUACUCUUCAUCCCCUGUUUCAUAGUCUGCUUUUUCUUUCUCAUAUUUUCCUUCAUUCCCAGUUUCCACACCUUUCCCACAAUUCACUAUUUCUCUCGCCAUGCCAUCUCGACAACUGCCCACGUCUGCACCACCUCCCAACCACCGCGUCUCAACCCCUCUCUUCGCUUUCACCGCCUCCGUCUGCUCUUUAUUCUUUCUACUCCUCCUCUGCCUCCGGAAGCGUAAACGAACAACUCCAUCCUCCAACCCCCCUCACCCGUUCUCCUACCCCGUCCUCCGCCGCGCCACGAACUCGUUCUCGACGCGCCUCGGCCACGGCGGCUUCGGCCCCGUCUUCUCCGGCACCCUCGCCGGCGACCCCGUCGCCGUCAAGCUCAUGGACUCCGCCUCCCUCCAGGGCGAGCGCGAGUUCCACAACGAGCUCUUGUUCGCGUCCAGACUCCGCUCCCCUUUAGUGGUCCCCGCCAUCGGAUUCUCCUCCGACCCAAAACGACGCCGUUUCCUCCUCGUCUAUCACCUCAUGCACAACGGCAACCUCCACGACGCCCUCUUGCGCCGCAAAACCCCCCACCUCACGCUCUGGAAAAACCGCUUCUCCAUAAUCCUCGACGUCGCAAAAGGAAUCCACUACCUCCACUCCCUCGAACCCCCCAUAAUCCACGGCGACAUAAAACCUAGUAACAUUCUUCUCGACAAUUCCUUCUCAGCAAAACUAGCAGACUUUGGCCUCGCGCGCUUAAAAUCGGAGAUAGAAGAAUUCAAACUAAAACGCGAGGAAAAGAAAAAGGAAGAGUCGGAGAGCGAUGCUGGUUCCGAAUUAGAAACUCAGAGCGUCAACACCGAACAGUCAUUUGAUGAUACUGGCAGAGAGAACGCUGCCUCGGAUUAUGUGAUGGAUUGGAUUGGGAAGGAGGUGAGAAAAGAAAGGCCGAACGAGGUGAAGAAGAAUGGUUCUUCUUCUGCUGCUGCUACUGCAGCAUCGAGUAGUGGAACGGUGGAGAAGAAAAGUAGGAAGAAAUUGGAAUGGUGGGAAUCCAUGGACGAUAGUGGGGUUUUGAAGAAGGAGAAGAGGAGACCAGCAAGGGAGUGGUGGAAGGAAGAGUAUUCCGAAGAGCUUGCAAGGAAGAAAAAGAAAAAGAAGAAGAAGAAGAAGAAGAAGAGAAAGGGUAACGAUGAUGAUGAUAAUAAUAAUUCGGAGGUAGAUGAUGUAAAUGUGAAUGUUUACAAGAGGGAGAAGAACAGGAGUAGGAACAGUCGGGGUAGUGUAGAUUCAUGGUUCAGCGGUGAGCUGAGAGGAAUUCGAUGGAAUAGUUAUGAUUCCGGGACAGGGAGUGGAGCAAAGAGUGGGGGUGUGAGUAGCACUCCGAGCAUGAGGGGAACGGUUUUCUACGUUGCUCCAGAGUAUGGCUACAAUGGGGAUGCGUCUGAGAAGUGUGACGUGUACAGCUUCGGGGUAUUGUUGCUAGUGAUUGUUUCGGGGAGGAGGCCGCUUGAGGUGACGGGUUCGCCGGUAUCGGAGUUUCAGCGUGCGAAUCUGGUGUCUUGGGCGAGGCAAUGCGCGCGGAGAGGGAAGCUUCUGGAAGUGGUGGAUGAGAGUGUGGAAGGGAUGGAUAAAGAGCAGGCUAGUAUGUGUGUAACGGUUGCGCUAAUGUGCUUGCUAAAGUCACCUGCUCGUCGUCCUUCCAUGAAGGAGGUUGUGGGAAUGCUCAGUGGGGAGAUGGAGCCGCCGCUGUUGCCGCCUGAGUACUCGCAACAGGCCAAGUUCACGUUCAAGUCGCGAAAUCUCCAUAACUAAUAGGCGGAACGAAUGAGUUCGGGAUCGAAUCUGCUUUCUUGAUCAUUUUCAUGCAUAAAAAUAAUUCUAUCUAUCGGCAAGAUUGUAUAUGGAUUCUGAUUCGUAAUGGGCAAUAUCAUGGUUCAUAUAUGCAAUUCCACGGUCCGAUUGUUCAAAAGAAAGGCGCACAUGAGUGACAAUGGAUAGAGGUUGCAUAAGGUAUUAUAAUAUCAAGUUUCAUAUUUACAUUUUAAAAAUGUUUAUCCCUAAAGUUGUAUUUGGAUGUUAGUAACUUUAGUUUCCAUUCCUCCGAUUGAAGUAAUAAGUUUCAUAUUAUGCAACAUGUUCAUAUAUAAACAA